CCCUCCAAGCCCCCCACCCCGACGGAGCACAGCUUGGAGUCACGAAGUGCGGGGCCCGUGGCCCAGCCUCACGCAUGGCAGAGCAGACAGGUGGGAGCAGCACAGAGCUGAUGGGGGGAGCAGGAGACAGAGGCCCAGGGCAGCCCGGUGGCUGUCCCGGGGGGGAGGGGAGCAGCCGGGUUACCAACCCUCCGUAAAUUCACCGACAGGCUAAAACUGGGUCUGUCCAUAAAGCCAUUUAGAUUUCAGUAAAAAAAAAAACCGCCACAGGGGAGGUGGAGAGUUUCUCCUUGGGCCUGGGGCGAACCUCCUGGUGGGGGCUCCCCUGACCUGCUGCUGGCUGGGGGGGUGGCGGGGCUGGCUGCUCUUCUCUGUCUCUGGCUUUGACCUCUUCUUCUGCUUUAUAAUUCAGCCCCUGUGCCUCUUGCUCCAUAUCUGUCAUCUGAAGACGUGGGUUGUGCCCACGAAAGCGCGUGAUACCAUCGAUAUACUUCGUGGUUCGCCUCAAAGCCGAGACAGGACCAUGGUUGGUUUUUUGGUGGGCCUGCGUGAGCACACACCCCACGCCUUGGGGAGAGGACGGGGUGCAGCGGGCCGGGUGUAGCUGCCUCCCACAGCCUCUGUCGGUACCUCACAGCAGGACAGUCACUUAACUCUCCGAAAUGAGCUGUCCGCGCUAAUGCUGGGAGGAGCUGUGAUUCAGAAAUGGACCUGGAAGAAUUCCUACAGCGUGUGUUGCCCGGGAGCGUGGCUGUGCCAACGUACGAGCCCAACAGGAGGACGCCGAGGUGGCUAGGAAGUGUAGGGCCCUGGCUCCCUCUUGUCCUCCUCUGCAGCUGCGUCCACUUCCCAAGCACAGAUGCAGCUGCUGACCUGCGCCCAGAGAUCAUUGCUCCCCUGAAGCCUGUGAGAACGCCGGCCCUGGGGGACCGUUUCAGUCUCAGCUGCCAGGCUCGGAGCCGCUUCCCGGGGAUGUCUCUCAUCUACUGGCUGGCAAACGGCUCCUUCGUGGAGGACCGGUACCUGGAUGCAGCCGUGAGCGAAGGGGCUGUUAGAGAGGAGCCUGACAGCAAGGGGACCCUGCUGAGCCGGGAGCUGCUCUUCAGCUCCUUCUCGGUGCAGGACUGGCGCACGUCCUUCGUGUGCAUGGUGAAGAACCCAGCCGGGCUGAGCACGGCACCGGUCCACUGGCUGCCUGAGCCGCCCGCCCAGGGCUGGGAGCCCCAGCAGGAGACGAUGGAGGACGGACAGCCCCCGAGUACACACACGCCGUUGACUGGGAAGGGAGCAUGGACCGCGCACAAGGACAGCAGUGGACACCGCCAAGCCCCCCCCCCGCCGCCCCCAGCAGUGCCCCCUCCACGUCUCAGGCAGCUGUGCUGCCCUUCCCCCACCCUGCUUGGAGGCCGGCAGGACGGCAGCUCCCCCGGAGUCACCGUGGUGCCUGGACCCCAGCUCUACGCUCAGCCGCGCCCCCUGACUGCUCUGCUGCGCUCCGACACCACGCUGGGGAGGCUCCUGGGGUCGGCCCAGGGCAGCAGCAGUGGGGGCUGGUAA
Molecule: messenger RNA, 1557 nt
Organism: Pelodiscus sinensis (Chinese soft-shelled turtle)
Lineage: Eukaryota; Metazoa; Chordata; Testudines; Trionychidae
Gene: IL18BP
Product: interleukin 18 binding protein
Molecular function (GO): interleukin-18 binding
Source: RefSeq, a predicted model, not a curated record